Hydractinia symbiolongicarpus is the source of this 2759-nucleotide messenger RNA. RefSeq lists its product as uncharacterized. The transcript has 4 exons. Lineage: Eukaryota; Metazoa; Cnidaria; Hydrozoa; Anthoathecata; Hydractiniidae. The record is from RefSeq and is a predicted model, not a curated record. The coding region runs from base 541 to 1578 and encodes 345 amino acids.
AAAUGAGCUUUUAAGAAAUUCAAUGGAUGAAAUUAAAAAUUUAACCAGCAUCUCAAGAUAGCUCAAGAAAUUUACAAUUUCUUCAUUUUUAUGGUAACUCAUGCACUAAACUAUAAAUCGUUAAAAAUAUGAUUUUAUGUAAAGUCAAGAGACUAUUUAAAUGAUAUCAGAAAAGCCAUGAAAUGUUUGGUAUGAGUUAAAACGGAAUUAAGAUGUAACAUUGAAAAUGUAUGACGAUGCUUUAAAAAGGCAAAAUAUUUUUUCUUUUAAGACAUUAUUUAGAGUAUUUUUAGGAAAAGCCAUGGAUUAUUUAUUGAAUUGAUAAUUCUGUAGCCGUCCCUUAAUUUAUUAACUAUUUCGCCCAAUGAAUUGAAGACCAGCUGAAUGUAACAUUGUUGUAUUACAUAUCUCUAUGUACAAUGAAUAUAUGUUAACUAUCCAUACAUCCCUUCUAAAUAAUUUACUUGCUGAAACGGAAAUAUUUCGCAAACAUAGUUAUUGUAAUGUAAAAAGAAAGAAAGAAAAUCGAGCAGAACGAAAAUGAAUGUGUUCAGACGCACAAAGUUUAUCUUCUGCAUUACAACUUAUUUUGCAGUAAAGAGUGUCACUCAAAAUGUUCACCACAUGAAUGCUGUGCAGGGCCUCGGUAACAUUAAAGUUGGUUGGAUAAACUUCAAAAAGUACUCACAACGGCUUUUUAACACAUCCCCGUUCCAUCAAGAAAUCGUUCCAAAUCUUGCCAAAUGUCACAGGUUGUGCAUUCUUAAAGAAACGUGCAAAAGUUUUAACCUGAUACCCUUGAAAGAUUCUUUUCGUUGUCAAUUGCUGAAUCAUACGUUUUACACUCAAGCUUGCAAACUGGAAAGACAUUCGAAUGCAACGCAUUACAUCAUAUCAAAUCCAUGCGUACAAUUGUACAAUUUGUGUCCAGACUACAAGAAGUGCGUUCCUGAUGACGCCCUUACAUCAUAUAGCUGUCAAAAUAAAACCGGUAUAGCAUGGCCACAUAUCUGUCCUGUAACAGGGACCAGUCAAUGGAUUACACUUGAAGUGGCAAUUCCAACACCGUUCUGUCACGUAUGUGACACAGCACUUAUACCUGGUUCUUUUGUGAUUUUGAAUAAAAAAAACCACACACUUUUUAACCGAACCUGGCAAGAUUACAAAGAUGGAUUCGGUGGUGAGGAAUUUUAUGUAGGGAACGAGUUGAUUCAUCAAAUUACCACGUCACACCAAUGUGAAUUGCAUGUAAUUAUGUCGGGGCCAAUGGGUAACUACAGGUUUUUGUACAAGCAUUUUGUUGUGAAAGAUGAAGCAACCUUUUACCAAUUAGAAGUUGGCGAAUUCCAGUUAAUUGCAGGAGAGAACCUCGUAGACGAAUUUUCGAAUUACGAUGGUAAACAAUUUAGCACCUAUGAUCAAGGAGCCUUUAAAGAUAGAACAAAGAAAUUCGGAGUUGGAGGAUGGUGUAAGUCGCAUGAAAAUGCUAAUUUCUUUGCAGGUUUUUGGCGGGAAAAGACCGAUACUAUUCCAUCAAAAUAUUUCACCGUUGUUCUGAGGUUAAAAAAGAAAGUGUGAAACCUUCAACGAAUAUUUUUAUGGACUAGCAUUUGUAAGCACUUUAUAAUAUAUCCACGUAAUUGUGAGCCACAAAACGUGAAGAACUGUUCGAAUGUUCACCGUCCAUCUAAUACGUCAUUAGCGUGCUUAAGAAAAAGUCAUCAGUUUAGCAGAAAAGAAAACACACAUAUAUAUAGUAUAUCUUGAUAACUAGCCAUUGAAAAAGUGCCAGAGAUUUGGAAAUUGAAUUAAAUUCAGUAAAAGCAUAGUGCAUUUUUUAAUCUCGGAAAAAAACUCCUUAUAAUAUAAGUUUUAAUAGUAUAAUGAUAAUGAUUGAAAUAUGCUUAUCGCUAUUAUAAUACACGUAUACGUCUGUCCGUCUUUCACGCAAAAUGGUACUGCAAGUAGCGAGAUGAACGCAGUGGGGUAUUAAAAGGACGGGCGAACCCGUGAAUUUUUUCACGGGUCACGUCGCCGACUAGUUACUAUUAUUGCUGGUUUACCUAUUUAUGUUCGACUGCGCAUGUCAGCAAAAAUGUGGAGCAAAAAUUCAUUUUACAAAACAAGACUCGCACCAAGUUCUUUAGCAUUUGGCUCCUAUUUUAUAAUUAAAAACUUUUGAAGAAUUAACGGCUACCAUUUUUUUUUAUCUGCCUUCUUUUAUCUUCAAAAAAUACUCAACUACAAGUCGCCCUGUCAAAUAAGGCACUCUAUCUUAAUUUCUGUGUAUAUCUAUUUUGUGUGUAUGAUUAUUUUUAUUUUAUUUACUACUAUUAUUUUUUCGUAUUCAACUUCUGCUUUUUAUCGUUUCCUCUUGCAGUGGUGAUUUCACUUUUUGUUUUUUGGUAAACUUUUUCAUUUCUUGCAUUGUGAAUGUUGUUUUUAAAUAUUUUAUCAUUUGUAGCAUAUUUGUAUAUUUACUAACUUUACUACUAUUUUACACGACACAUUUUAAUAGCAGUAAUUUAUUACUAGGGCUUGGUGAUAAGGAAAAAAUGCUUUCUGCAAGCUCAAGUCAGUCUUUUAAACUUCUUCGUAUGGCUUAGUUCUUUAUUAUACUAGCUGAUGUAUGUAUAUAUUUUCUAUUCAUUUUUAAACGAUACGCACUUGUAUAUAUGAAUGAACUUGUAACUCGGGGAAAAAAAUACACACUACACUACUACUACUGAGAAUGUUUUUAACCUGUGUAAAUAUUCAUU